Messenger RNA from Labrus bergylta (ballan wrasse), 2338 nucleotides. It is a transcript of the gene psip1a, whose product is annotated as PC4 and SFRS1 interacting protein 1a. The record is from RefSeq and is a predicted model, not a curated record. Lineage: Eukaryota; Metazoa; Chordata; Actinopteri; Labriformes; Labridae.
UACAGUCCGUCGACGUCCUGCGCGGGAGCGGAAAACGUGCUUGUGACUGUGUUUUCCUGGUUAAAAAAAAAAAAAGUGUUGUUCAUCAUCUCUUCACUGGAAUACAACGAAAACAUUGGCCUUUUUAAAACACGUCUGAACUAAUUAGAGCUUGGUAAAACAUUCAGCAUGGCUAGAGAUUGGAAACCCGGUGAUCUGAUCUUUGCCAAGAUGAAGGGAUAUCCACAUUGGCCUGCAAGAAUCGAUGAAGUCCCUGACGGAGCUGUGAAACCAUCCAAUAUCAAGUUGCCCAUCUUCUUCUUUGGCACCCAUGAAACAGCAUUUCUUGGCCCAAAAGAUAUCUUUCCAUACCUGCCAAACAAAGAGAAGUAUGCCAAGCCCAACAAGAGGAAAGGCUUCAAUGAAGGAUUGUGGGAGAUUGAAAACAACCCAAAGGUUGAGCUCACUGCUCCCAAGCCUGUCCCUCCUGAGUCUUUCACUGGAAAGGAUUCGGACAGCAACCCGGAGGGAGAAGAGGAAGCAGACGAAAAGGGGAUCAAAUCCAAAGUUCCAGGAAGUGAGGCUGAGCAGGAGAAUGAGAAUGAUGAUGAUGAUGAGGAGGAGGAGGAGGAGGAGGAGGAAGGGUCUCUGAAAACUGAGCAGGGUCCUCAGAACCAGGAUGGCUCGGCACAGAAAGAAUCCACAGAUGCUCCUAAACCCAAGAGAGGAAGAAAGAAAAAGAGUGAAGCUGACCAAGAGAUGGAAAAAGAAGAUGCUCCUGCAAGUCCUGGUAGUCCCUCAGGUGGAGAAGUCCCUAAAAAAAGAGGCAGGAAGCCCAAGAGCGAGAAGAUGCUUUUACUGCAGCAGGAGCAGCAAGGCUCAGGAAGUGAAAUGGAUACUGCUGAGUCCGACAGAAAGAGGAAGAGGGCGACAGAGGACAAGUCCAAGAGUGGAGAGGAGGAGAAGAAGAAGAAGGAGGAGAGCAAAGGAAAGGACGCAGAGGGAGAGCCUGAAGCCAAGAAGAAGAAGCAGUCCAAGGAUGAAGGCUCAACUGGCUCUGACGAUGAUGAGAAAAACAAAGGCAGAAAGAAAAACUCAGAAAUGGACAAAGAUGUGCGGCGGCGGAAAGCAGAUGAACUGAGAGAGCCAAGUAAAGAUGACGGAAAGAAAACGGACGACAAGACAGGAGUCAAGAAAAAGGAGAUAUCUACUGACUCCAAACUCCAGAGACUGCACAGUGACAUCAAGAUUUCACUGAAGAUUGACAACCCUGAUGUGAAGAAGUGCAUGGAUGCUUUAGAUGAGAUCAGCGCGCUUCAAGUCACAACCCAGCACCUGCAGAAACACAGUGAACUUAUCGCCACGCUCAAGAAGAUCCGCAGGUUUAAGGCCAGCCAGGACAUCAUGGACAAGGCCACCAUGCUGUAUAACAAGUUUAAGACGAUGUUCCUGGUCGGAGAGGGCGACUGUGUGCUCAGCCAGGUGCUCAACAAGUCUAUAGCUGAACAACGGCAGCAUGAGGAGGCCAAGAAAGGAGCACUGAAGAAAGUAGAACAAGCCAAGGAAAAUAACCCAGACAAGAUGACAAAUGGUGAUACCAGCCCUGCAGAGAGGAAGCAGGAGAUUGAGAAGGAGAGGGAGCUUGAGGACGUCCCAGUGGGAGAAAAUCACAGUGCUCCAAAGGCUCAGGAAGAGUCCACUUGAGUGUCCUUCAUCCUUGAAGAAAAGAGAAGAAACUUGCUGCUCUACGUUUACAACUCGAGUCCAAACUGGGAUCUCCUGCCUGGUUCCAUCUGACGAUUAAUGAUCGAUCAAUGGUUUCCAGUUUUACUGACUGACCGUCUGUACUGCUGCUUGAAGGUUUCAGUACAUCAAACCCCUCCACUACCUAAGAUAAAGAAAACUGACUGACAUAUUUUAUUUUUUUACUUUGUGUAAUCUUUAACUUUCAGACACCUUAUCUUGCGUAAUAUUGUCUUCAUUGUUCACAGAGACAGAGUUAGCACCUUUUGGUCCUAUUGUAUAACUGGAGUAGAUGGGUUUUGGUUGUAAUCAAUCAUUCCCAAUGUCUUUUAGGCCGUUUUUGACUUUGACAGAAUCGUUUAACGUAGUUGUAGUUAGAUGCACCAUUACCAUGACAAGUAAUAUUCAUUGCAUCAACAUAUUUUUAUUCACUUCAGAUGCACAGACACUGAAAAUUCAGAAGUUUGCCAAAGUUUGUCUUUCCACGUUUCCUCAGUCAUGUUCACGUGUAUUAUUUCUUGAAGUUGUUUUUAACAUAGAUGUAAAUAAGAGUAUUUUUGUGUCUGUCUGAAGUCAUUAUCCUGGAUCCUAUAAUAAAGUAGUACAUGAAGUAUUA